Molecule: messenger RNA, 6222 nt
Organism: Agrilus planipennis (emerald ash borer)
Lineage: Eukaryota; Metazoa; Arthropoda; Insecta; Coleoptera; Buprestidae
Exons: 6
Coding region: 126-6149 (2007 amino acids)
Source: RefSeq, a predicted model, not a curated record
UCGAGGCGUACACUUUUGCGUGAGGUUUUGUGCAUCAACAAAGUUAAAUCACUCAUUAAACGCUUGCGUUGUACUUACAAUGUUUGCGUUUGUCAUUUGUUUUGCGUGCUCUACAACUAGUACAAAUGAGUCAAGGUGAUGCUGAGAAAAAACAAGAUGAAUCUUCUGAUGCCGUUGAGCAUUCAACGGUGGUCACAAGAGCAACAGAUAGCAGCAGUAGUAACGAUUAUUGGAGCGCAUCCCCUUAUUUCUUAGAAAUAUUGAUUCCCAUUGUUUCAUCGUUUCUUCUUUUGAGACGUCGAGAUUUGUUUGGAAGACUCUUACUGAAUCUUGACAAGAAAUGUUUGUCAGCGUUAUGUCCCUCGUUGAGUAAGCGUGAGCACCUAUUGAAAUGGGCGCAGAGAGGCAUAAUGCCGAGCUGGAUGCCGUGUCCCAUGAACAUUUCAUUAACGCUCGACGACGUCUGGAAGGAUGGCUCAUUGUUAUGCACUCUGAUAAAUUCCGCAGUUCCGGGCGCGUGUCCAAAUCCCCAUCGGCAUCGGAACAAACCGCCGACUCAUGGACAGGCGCUCGCCUACAAAUAUUUCGGACUCGCUCCGAUCUUCACAAACGAAGAUUUCGACCAAGAUCUCAAUGGGAACUUGGAAUUCAUGUUCUUCAUGUACCUCACCCAGCUUCGAACGAAUAUAAGCCAGUUCUCGAGAACAAAUUCAUCGGACAUUAAAUACACGUCAUCCUACAUUGCGAGGGGAAUGGGAUUGGUUACAGGGGAACAAUACAAAAAAUGCGUUUUCUAUUUAUAUCCGAAUGUGACAGAAAACGAUACAGGAGUUCUGGUUACCAUCCAAGGGCCUUAUCACGCAUACGGAUGCAUUACUUUGCCUCCAUUUUACAUCCUUAAAACAUCUUCUGAGGGAAACAGAAAGAAAAGAGUUUUCUACAUAGAAGAAGAUAUAAAAAAACUAAGGGUUGUAAAAACACGGCCUGAAAAACACCUCUUUCGAAGUAUUACAUCCGCGAUAAUUCCGUUCUUGAGAAACGCCCGACGCAAUUCCGUAACAACGAAAAUUCGUAUCGAAGCAAAUAAGGAGCCUGACAGAAUUAAACUCACAUACGUUCCCCAACAUCCGGGCGUGCAUAUCAUGUGCAUAAUAACUGACGGGUGUCACCUACAGGGAUCCCCCUUCAACGUGUCUGUCUCCGAAUGCAACGUUGAAGAGAUCCAAAAGGAAGCCGACGUCGCCAAAACAGAACUCGCUUGCGAUCUCAUCCCACAAAAAUCGAAGCCCUUGAACGAAAUCAAGUGGAUGAAUACUAUGGAAAGUCCUCUGUCAUCGAAUCAUUACUUUAACAAAUCGACAUGUUGUCAAAACGAACCAAAUUUGUUUGAGAAGUACAACAGAAUUAAUUACCAAAGAUUCUGCAAGAAAUUUGAACUUUUUCGUUCCAGUUUUGACGAAAUACAAGAGUUUUCGUUAGAUUCUUUGGAAGACGAAGGAUUCUUCGCCAACAACAAAGUAAAAUUCAUGAAGAGCAAUUCGAUAGCUUUUGAAAGAUUUACUGACUCAAUUAAGAAAGUAAUGAAAAUGGUUAAACACCAUGAAGUCAAUCAUAAUAGUCAUAUGAUAGAAGGAAGAAAAAUUACGAAAGCUAUAUGUGAUAAAACCAACACUUUUAAUGCCCAGGAGCAAGGCAAUGAGAAUGAAAAAAUACGUUAUUUCGAAGAAAAGCAUACAACUAAACGAUUAGGAGAAACUGUAAUGAUCAAAAAUUAUAACGUUGUCUUGGGCAGAAAUCCAAUAACAGAAUUCGCUAUUACUACCCCAAAACGGGUCAAAAAACAAGAAAAUAAUGAUAUAGAACAAAAGUCCAGUAAAAGUAGUAUCGAAAAUGUGGUUAUAACCGGCAAUUUGACAACAGACAUGAAGUCCAAAAAAAGUCCAACUAAUACAUAUAAUGUAACGUAUAACAUGCAAAUCGAAGAAUUGCCCGUUAUAGAUAACAGUAGCGUUUCCGAUAAUGAUGAUGAUAUUCAUUCUCAAAAACGUAAUUUUAAUAAAACAUUCGUUCCAUAUUUAAUAGAAAAAGGAAAAUUAAAAGUAGGUUCAGCUAAGAACGCAAGAAUCGAUAAAGCUGAAAGCAAUUCAUUCUUCACAACAACGGGCACGGAGUUCGAAGACGAUGGAAACACCACAGUUCGUUCCAAGAAAACAAUUACAUCAGAAUCUAAUAAGACGUCUUCCAAUUUUUCAACGGAAUGCGAAGUUGAUAAAACAAAAAACGCAAUAACUGAACAAAGCGGCGUUACGGCGUAUUCGCCAAAAGAAAUCUCAGAGAAUAAAAAUAUGUUUACAAAUGAAAAGAUAAUAAAGAAUAUUACAGACAAAAAUGGCAUUCUUCGAGAGGAAUUUAAUGGAAAAACAUCCGAAGCCAGAAAAAUAUUCGAAGGUGAUUCGUUCAAUUUUAAUAAAAGCCAGCAGCACCCAAACGCCAUUGAAAACUUUAAGGGCAUCGAUAUCUGGAAAAAUCGAGCAGAUGGUGGUAAAAUACACGAAAAGGACGAGAACAUAAACUCUGUUAAAAUGAAAAUUUUUACGUAUGACAAUUCGGUAAACACACAACCGGAAAAUAAAUUGAAAAUCAACCAUCAGGGCGAGAAUAAUGACCACAACAGUGUUACAAAAAGUCCAAAAUUGGGCUCGGUCAAAAACAAAAAGGAAAUUUUUGAUAAUAAAUGCGAAGCAAAACAAAGUCAGAAUACUCCAAAUAAAGAAAGUAAAAAAGAAUACGUUACAAAUCAAGAUUCUCAAAAAUUAAACACCCAAGAUGUAGCUUUAAUUAACGUCAAUUCUCUACGUAAUCGUUUUGAUUCAAGUAUCUACAAUCAGAAAUCUAAUGAACAUCCUGGCAAUAGAGGAAACAUGGGCCUGCCUUUAGAAAAACACGUUAGUGGUGAAAAUAUAGCAAAUAAUUUCCUCGGAUCUUCAGAAACUUCAACACAACACUCGGAAAAUCAUCUAGGCGACAAUGGUUCUGUACUGACAAAGAAUGAAAACUUAGGAAAGAAAGCAGAAAGAAAAACUGAGCCAAAAAAAGAAGAAUCCACACUAACACCAACAACUGAUGAACUUACAAAAGAAAGUACCCAUAACGUAAUCGGAGAAAGUUCUAAAAAGCUUUCUGAUAAUGGAGAUAAUGAAAAUGGAUCCACAAUUAUCGCAGAAAUGAAUCAAAAAGCUGUCCCCGGUUAUAUUAAUUAUGAAUUAAAUCGGAACGAAAGCAUACCUAAUUCGGUAAAUGAAAUACAAUUAAGAGACAAACCAAUUAACUCGCCUAAUAAUAAUUUGGAUUUCCUUUUGGAUAGAGUGAACAGUCUUAUAGGUGACGAAGAACAACAGAAAAAGUACGAAAAUGACACCACAGCACUUUUAUUACAUGAAACAAGUGCAAAAAGUAACCCAGAAAAACUAGAUAAAAAUUUGGAUCAUCUUCUAAAUAAAGUCGACAAUCUAAUAGAUAACAUAGAACAAGAAGAAAGGUCUACAAGAAAGCAAAAAAGCUAUGAAAUGAAUAAUUACAAAAAAACAAUGAAGUUGGAUUUGAAUACUGAUCUCGAUUUUCUCAUGAGCAAAAUUAACAAAUUAAUCGAAGUCACCGAAGAAAAACGUGAUGGUGGUCAAAUAACUAUUACUGAAGAUACGCAAAAUGUUGAUUUUAUUGUAAAAGAACCGGAAGAAUCUUCUGCAAUACUCAAACCAAAAACUACAAAAAAAGAUCUGCAAGAAAAUACAACAGUCAUCAAUGAAAAUCCUGUUGCUGAAAAACGGGUCAUAGCUACAAAUUCGUUAAAUGAUGAAACUAAUAAUAAACUUGGCAAUUCAGAAAAACAUCCUCGUCAUCCAUCUUCCGUAUUAACGAUGAUCCAAAGAUUUGAAAGUCCCAUUACAACAUCCAUAGAAAAAGACGAAUUAGUCAGAGGGAAUACAGAUGGUAAAAGCACACUUAAAUGUAUUUCUUACUUGGAGAAACGAGACAGAUUCAUAGCAAUGGAAAACAUGUCAGGAAAAGGUCAAAAUCGUCAAUUGGUUAGUCCACAAGUAUCUGUACAAGGAACUAUAAGUCAAAGACAAGAAUUGAACGAGGAUGACGAUUUAAAUUUGCCUAUUGCCACUAAAUCCACUAAAGCCGCCAUGAGAACGGUCAAAUCUGAACCAUCAACGCCUUCGCCAAGGACAUUAAUUAACCGAAAGGUAUUCUAUUCAACAAAAUCACAGAGUUAUCCUUCAUAUAGCGAACUACUACCUGAUGAGCCCGUCUGUGAGUUUUUGCAUUUAACACAAAAGGAAAAUCAAAUCCUUCCGGAAAAUCGUAAUAACAGUAAGACUUCAACAAUGUACAUUGUUACAGAAAGAAGAGAAACUAAUAUAAAAAGAAACGUGUAUACACAUUCAUUUCCAAGUCCCACUACAGAAAAAAUACGAGAAAUAAUUGAACCACCUGUAAAAGAACAUUGUGAAAAAGAAAAUGGCAUUGCAAUUGCUAACAAACAAUCCGAGACGGUGCAUCGGCCUGCAAGUUUUUCUUCGAUAAUUAAAAAGGGUCACAGCAUAGAUGAAGAAAUGUUCCCCGACGUGUCUGGCUUUUUGAAAGAAAAUAACCGACAGCACCCUCACGUCGAUUAUCCAAAGGACUUUUCAGUAUCUCGGAGAGUGUCCCGAAUCGAAUCGUUACAAUCCCUUCUCGCUCAGAACAAUGUGUACGUGACAUCCCAAAUCCACCGGAGUCAUCCGAAUAUUUAUUUUGGCGAAAGCCCCAAACGCACGAGAACACAUAAACCCCGGAGAAAAUUGAAAUCUUUCGACGCAAAUCUGUUAACCGUCUCUUCAGGAACCCAAAAUGACACGAACGCAUCCCGAUAUAGCGUGGAUUACGACAACUGCACGAAAUUCCAAAACAGCGAUAUUAUUGAGGAAAAAAUCCCGAUUGCAGCCUACAACGGAGGAGCGGUCGAAGGAACACAUACAAGUCGAAUAAUAAAAUCUUCAAGAACCGAACAAGCCGAACGUAAAUCAGAAAAGGCCGUCAGUAAUUGCCAAAUAAAUCAAGAGGACUUACACGACGGAACACCAUCUACAAGACAGUUGUCACUUAACCAUCCCGAUGGUUUCCCUUCAGUCAAGGAUCUGAGGUCGAAGUUCGAAAAAACUCCGGAACCAACAGUUACCGAGAAUUCAAUCAAAUACUCAAAAAUCAAAGAAAAACCUCGGUCAUUAGAUUCAGAGAAAUAUUCUUGUUUGGAUAGCAGCGAGGAAAGUUCUACUUCCCUAAAGUAUUUCAUUCCCCUCAUAAAUUCCACACAUCCCAACAACGAUAACGACAGGAAAAAUAACACAAUAAAGCCUUUGAAACAUACAAAAAACAUUUUUUCCUCAAUCGAAGUCAACGCUAACAAAAAUCAAUCCGAAUUAGCGUUAACACAAAGGGAGGAUGGGGUGAAAGAAGACCCUCAGCCCCUUGUUUUAAAAAGCACGUCUGAACAUCACUCCGACGGAGGGUGCAAACAAGGUACGACAUCACCCCCACAUCAUAGCUGUAUUAAAGCACCUGAGGCAACCAAUUCCAUCAGAAGUGUUAAGAAAACGCGCCAAGUGGUGGAACAUGAUAAGGGAAAGACGCCUGAAAGGGGUAAUAACGGCGACGCCACAUUUUGUGAAAAAUUAAACGUUACAUCAGAAGAAUUUGAAACCGUUGACGUCAAAAACAUAAUGAAAAAUCAGUUUACUAAGGCGCGCAACUUUUUCAAAGAAUUGGAAAAGAGUCGCCAUAAUUAUUCCCAAAAACGUACGCUUGGCAGCAGAGGAAUCAAGAAGAGAAGAAAAAAUUCAAUUGGAAGUGGUAGUUUUCCUAAAGUUUCAGAGAAAUUCCCCAUACGAAAUAUUUACAAAGACGUUAUCGGAGACAGAAGGGGCUCCUUCAAAGGAGCCCCCAAUCGCGUUGGGGUAGCCAAUUCAAUGGCAUCCGUUCCUGUACGACACAAAUAUUUUAAUCCUGAUAGUGCGGAGAUAUUGCCCAGUUUAGACAUUUUUCAUCGGAGUAGAAGACCAAAAUCCAGAAAAAGUUUAAAAUCUAUUUUCCUUGUUGAUUACUAACCCUAAUUUACUAGAAUUUCAUAUUUUUCUGUCUCUAAACUAUCUAACAAAUAAUUUAUAAUUUAAUUUUUGU